Molecule: messenger RNA, 3210 nt
Organism: Morone saxatilis (striped sea-bass)
Lineage: Eukaryota; Metazoa; Chordata; Actinopteri; Moronidae
Gene: tmem110l
Product: transmembrane protein 110, like
Exons: 8
Coding region: 283-1197 (304 amino acids)
Cellular component (GO): membrane
Source: RefSeq, a predicted model, not a curated record
GCAUGAUUUCUCGCCAUGAAUGUUGGAAUCUCUGUGUUCCUUCAUUGAAUGAUCGUACAGAUGCCUGUGGAAAGCUUGCUGUUUCCGGUUUGGCAAAAUCCUGGCGCGCCAGCGAGAUCUACGUCAUUUUGACGUCUCAGUGUCGCGCAACAGGGGUCAAGCGGCGAGCAUACUGGGGCCUUUAUAACCAGGCGAAUUGUGAACCGUUUGGCAUUUCAUACAGAGCUCCUUUUGUCUCCAAAGCCCGUGUUGUUGUUGGUUUUUUUUAUCACCGUUGUCAACAUGGACAUGUACGGAUACAGCGGGGUCUUCUUGGUGAAACGAUUCUUGGACAAUGGCGUGUUUGAAGUCACAAACAUGUCUGACAUCAACAAGGCGAAUCCUCAAGGCUGCGAUAACGGAGCUCUGACCGACAGGUUCGGCGUCUUGAUCCAGGGACUCCUCGCCAUCGUUGCCUUCAGUACGCUGAUGUUGAAGAGGUUCCGGGAGCCUGUAGGGAUCAGACGACCGUGGAGGAUCUGGUUUUUCGACACAUCCAAGCAGGCCAUCGGUGCUCUUUUCAUCCACUUUGCCAACGUCUUCCUGUCCACGCUAACCAAAGAGGACCCCUGCUCCCUGUAUCUGAUGAACUUCCUGCUGGACGCCAUGUUGGGGAUGCUGGUCAUCUGGCUGGCUGUGAAGUUGGUGUCCAAGCUGGUGGAGUACAAGCAGUGGACUCUGCUCAUGUUCGGAGAAUACGGCGACCCUCCCCAGGCGGCAGCAUGGCUGGGUCAGUGUGGCAUCUACCUGCUCAUCAUGGUGCUGGAGAAAGGGGUGAUCAGCCUGGUGCUGCUCGUCCCCGGCUGGUCCAAAUUGCAGGAGGUGUUGCUGAGCUACAUUGCUAACCCUCAGCUGGAGCUGGUGCUGGUGAUGCUCAUUGUGCCCUUCAUAGUGAACUCCAUCAUGUUCUGGGUGGUGGACAGCCUGAUGAUGAGGAAGUACAAGACGAUGAAGAGCCUGGACGAUUCCUGUGAAAGCUCGGUGAAGAAGGCUGACCCGCUGCUCUGGGCGAACGACGAGGAGUCACGGGUCCUGCUGACUGUCGAGACGGACACAGACGAGGCUUCAGAGGGGGAAGAAGAGCCCGGUGACGUCGGACCGGCCCCUCACGUGCAGUACUCUGGAGGACCACUGAGACCCAGCUGGGUGGUGGUGUAAACCCAGGUGACGUGACCUCCUACCCGUCCUUCCACUAUCCACACACAAUCUUAAAAGCCUGAAUAUGAGCAAACAUACAAAAAAAAAACCUUGCAUCCUUAUCUCCUCAGAUUAAAGGUCUAACUAUCAGCUUCCUUGUAAGCGAAGGCACAAUUAAAGGUCAUAUAACCUGUGAAUGUGAACACUACAGCCUUAGCUGCCUUCCUCUGCACUGAAGGUGUGAAUAGUUACAACUUGACUCAGUGUAUGCAUAUAAAUCAAGUAGCAUAUUGGGAAUUAGAGGCUCUUUAUCUUCUCACCUUGCUGCCUCCGUUUUGCUGCGAGACAACAUCAGAGUAACCACAACUGAGUGUGUGCAGAGAGAGAUUAUUAGGGAGAGUACCAUCCGCGGGGCAAAAUGUGCGGGUGGUAAUGACAAAGACUGAAAUAAAUCUGUCUUUUCUCCACAUUGGGGACUUUUGGGAAUGAUGUUGCUCUAAAGAGAGUAAUUUAUCACAUAUCAUAUUCCAAAGAGGAGCAAGUGAGUAAAGUAUAUGUGUAUAUAUAUAUAUAUAUAUAUAUAUAUAUAUAUGUGCUCUAAGAUUUUACUUGGUCAAAUAUAAUCACUGCAAAUCCACCUUUUUAAUUUGUAAUUAUAGUCAUUCCUGUACGUUCUCUCCCUCUGGCUAAGUUUGAAAGGUGGUUAAUGGUCUUAUUUCUUAAAACCACACGCUCAGUCAUGACGGACCAAACAUGUUGAAAGUGGUGGUUCUGUGGAAAAGUUCUUUGCAACAGGCUGCUUUUAAAAAGAAUUAUAUGUGGGCAGGAAAUAGUUUUAUGUCAUGGUUUAAAGGACCAGGUUACACUAUGUUUCUGAAAUCAUACGCAUAUUUGUUGUGUACGAUGGAGUAUUAGAGCUACUGUAGGGGGGAGAAAAGUGAGAUUUUCUGAUGAAUACCACUCUGUACACUAAAUAUGAAGCUACAGCACACAUCUGAUUAGCUUAGCAUAAAGACUGGAAACAGCUAGCCUUCCUCCGUGUGAAGGUAAUAAAAUCAAUCACCAGUGUAUAUAGCUCACUUAAUAACAUGUUAUGUAUUGUUUGUUUAAUUCGUACAAAAUCCCAAGUAUAGAAACGACAUGUUUUUCACGAGGGGUCGUAUGGGGGACUAUUUCUUGGCCGGGAGCUGUGACUUCCUGAACUUUCUACCUUUUGUACACAGGUAGGCGAGCUGUUUCACAAUUUCAGAUAUCAGAGUGGAAUUGAUCUUCAGCAAGAAUUCAAAUAAGCACAAUUGGUUGAAAAUGUCAAAAUAUUCCUUCAAAAGUGACGUUUUGUGAUAAGAACUGACCUUUUGGUAGCGAUACUUUACAAAAUAUAACAACCCCUUUUCUUGAAAUGUUGUCCAUUAGGUUAUAUCUUUACUUCAAUUUUAUUUUUUCCUUGAAAUUAGAACUUUAUUUUCUUAAAACAUUACGACUUUAUUCUCAAAAUCUCCAGUUUCUUUCCCCUACGACUGUCCAUCGUAGUAAACUUGAUAAAGUAGCUCUGUAUUGAACUUUUGCAAGGUAUGGCACAUCUUUAUUAUUUAUUCUGUUAAUAUUUUAUAUGUAUUUGACUUUAUAUAUUGUGGUCCAAUCUGUGGUAACAACAUUGGAAUAGGAUGUUUUUUUUUUUUUUAGUGUAUGAAGUAAGUCGCUGCCAAACUACAGGUGGUAAACAUGCUCUGGGAUCAGUAUGAAUUUAUUAUGCCAUCUUUAUAUAUUCUGCUGUUUCUCAUCAUUUCCAUUCUCCUGUUAACUUUUACAGUUUAAAAGCAGAGACAGUUUACUCCGUCUGUAAUGUUAUAUUUUGUAUUCCAAUGUAUCUUGUAUGUAUUAUUAUUUUUUUUUUCAAUAUGCCAAAUAAUGAACAUGUGGAUCAAAAUGGCACAGCACAGCCUGAAGUGUCAUUAACAGGCUGUACACUGCCACGGUGCUUCUUACCGAAUGUAUCUCUUUAGUCUGUGCGAAUAAAGAUGAUUGACACAUGAA